This is a messenger RNA of Phyllostomus discolor (pale spear-nosed bat), 4989 nucleotides long. It is a transcript of the gene PAIP2B, whose product is annotated as poly(A) binding protein interacting protein 2B. Bases 292 to 663 code for a protein of 123 amino acids. The record is from RefSeq and is a predicted model, not a curated record. Gene Ontology annotation, molecular function: mRNA regulatory element binding translation repressor activity. Gene Ontology annotation, cellular component: cytoplasm. Gene Ontology annotation, biological process: negative regulation of translational initiation. The transcript has 6 exons. NCBI's taxonomy places the organism in Eukaryota, Metazoa, Chordata, Mammalia, Chiroptera, Phyllostomidae.
GCGGGGUGAGGAGUCAGUGAGCUGUAAGAGGCAACCUGGCGAGUGCUUCUUCGUGCUGUGGUUCACGCUUUAGUACUGGAGGCCGAGACUGUUCUGGUGACGACGACCUGUACGGCGACGGCUGAGGCUCACAGAAGAGCAACGGAAUAGGGUCUGAAGGAAAGGCUUCAAGGCAGCCCAGGCAGCUGGAAGGUGAACACCGGAGAGGGAGACUGCAUUGUACAAGGAGCUUUACAAGGUAAUAAGCUUUUGAGAGCUUCUUGUCAGCUUCUAAUUUCAGGUUCUAUCAUAAUGAAUGGAUCCAGUGUGGUAAACACAUCACCCAGUGUAAAAUCCAAAGAGGAUCAGGGGUUAAAUGGGCAUGAUGAGAAGGAAAACCCAUUUGCAGAGUACAUGUGGAUGGAGAAUGAAGAGGAUUUUAACAGACAGGUGGAGGAGGAGCUUCAGGAGCAGGAUUUUUUGGACCGGUGCUUCCAGGAGAUGCUGGACGAAGAAGACCAAGACUGGUUUAUUCCCUCACGAGACCUGCCUCAGGUCAUGGGACAGUUGCAACAACAGUUAAAUGGACUGUCUCUGAGCGAUGGUCAUGAUUCUGAAGACAUUUUGAGCAAAAGUAACCUGAACCCGGAUGCCAAGGAAUUUAUUCCAGGAGUGAAGUACUGAGCUAACAGAAAAGCUUUGAGGAGGACUUGUAUGUUGCCACAUCUGGGACAGUGCUGCAUACAAAGGCAGAGCUAAAGGGGGGUGGGUGGGCUAGGGCUGCACAGUGGGGAAGGGGAAUAGUGGUUUAACUUGACACUGUGACUGGAGUAGCUAAUGUGCUCAGUCUUACUCUGCAAGCCUGAGUGUUUCUCUUUUGUUCUACUGACUUUCAUUUUGAGCAGUUUCCUAUUAUUAUUAUUAUUAUUAUUAUUAUGUUUUUGGCUUUUUGAGUUAAGGAAAUUGCAAUAUUCUUUUUUCUCACUUCAUCAGGAAUGUUCUGCUAUGUGUGUUUAAACAAAAUAAGCUGACCAAGAAAAUCUGGGUGUUUACAAAUGCCCUCUCACCCUGCUGUAUACUUAAAAAGGCAGUGCACACCUAGAAAACUACUAUCGAGUCUGUUAAGCUGGAUGGGAAGAGGGAUGAGUGGAAGAAGCAAGUGUUGUAAAAGAGUCUGCAGCUCAGCUCUCCCAACCCCUGGGGGCUUCCUGCAAUGAACUGGCAUUACCAAUGGCCUGCUGAACUCAUGUCUUCCUGUCUUGAACCCUGUUCAAGAAAACACAGACUUAAGUACUGGUUUACAGUAACUCUUUUGAUGAUUGAUUAAAUUUGUGAUCAGAAGGGGGAAAUUGUAAUGGGUAUUGUCACUUGAAUGGUACAGUUACUGUUCACCUACUCCUAAGCCUCUGUUUACAGCUGCCGUCAGACUCAUCAUUUCAAGGUACAAGAGCACUAGGGUAGAUUUGCCUCUUUGCCUCUCAUGGUCCUCUAUCCCUUUCCACCCCCACCUUUCUCUGAUUUUAAAAAAAGAUAUUGUUACCAAAGGUGAGUGAGAGGCAUGCUAUGCUGGACAUAAGCUUCAGGCUGGAGAAGUCAUUCUUGAAUCCUGUUAGUUGUGUCUUAAGUUUAUUUUGACAAUUUUUUUUCACCCCUAUGAAGAUUUGAUCCUUUUGAUAUCUUCCCUUAGAAAGGUUUAUGCACUUUUACAAGUAACUAUAUUUUUUGGAAUGCUAACAAGAAGCUCAGUUCACUGUUUUGAUGCUUUUCCCACUUCAUAGAAUUAUGCAAAAGAACUAAAAAAAAAAAAAAACCAAUAGAGUGAAUUCUACUUGACCCAAGUGACUGUGUGACCUACCAGGAUAGUUUCAGCAAUUACCAAAUUUUGCUGUUCCUACAUGCCCAGCUUUGCAAGUUUUCUUGAUUGGGCUCUCUGGGUUCAUUCCUUUCAUCUUUCCUGCCUGUAAGUCACAGGGGUUUUUUGUUGAAACUCAUAAGGAACCAAACUGGGCACAGAUGCUGCCUUUGUGUGAUAGAGAUAUAGGUGGGAGAGUCAGGUCUAAAGGACUGUGUGUCAGGUCCUUGCCAUCCUCCCAGGAGGAGGACUUGCAGACACCUGAGCACAGUGGCUUCUGUGUGACCACUGCUGUGGGUGUGUGAGGCACAUCGGGAAAGAGAUCAUGGAACUUGAAAUGAAGUCUGUGAAUUCAGUAUGUGGAGGUGGGACAGAGGUGAGAAGGAAAGGACUAGGGUCUGGAAAGCUUAAGAAUUUCUCUUUUUUCUUAUGAGUUCUUUGUUGACCUUUUGAACAGCCACAGCCUAAGGUCAGAUUUAAAAUAGGAGCCCCCAUCUUUUUCUCAUACAAGUCUAUUGGAUGGCAUUAUUUGAAAACUGGCCUUUCCUUGCUAGGUCACAUGUCAAAGGAGAGUAACUUAAGGAGCUUGUAUUGCCAGAUGUGCACAUUAAUUCUCAAAGCCUCUACCUCGAGGGAGAGGAACUCUAGCUUGUUUUCAGAGAGAUGAAUGAAUAAAGAAAUUUCUUUAUCCCAGCUUCGGCUGCCUGAAACAAGGACAGGGCCUUGGAAAUGCAGAUAUAGAAGUCUUUCUCUCUUCUGGGGCUGCUUUUCUUUCUGUAGUUUCCAUUAGCUUGGCCAAGCUCAGAAUUAUAAAGACUUUUGGAAAUGUGCUGUGAUUGCAGAAAGAGCCAUUCUCUAGACCCUGGAGAUCUCCAUCACAAAGAGUACAAUGGAUUCUUGUGUGGCUCCCCGUCUGGAAGGUGCUGCUGGAAUCCAGAUCUAGUCAUUUCUUCAUCCUGAAGAAGCCUUGCCCUCCUGACACCAGAACAGGCUAAGGUGCUAAGCGCUGUCCCUCUGGCAUGGGGUUCCAUUUUGGGUGUCAGUCUUCAGGGUGGUUUCACAAGGCAUACUUUGUCAGGACUAAAAUCUUCCAGCCCAGUGAGCAGUGAACCUGAGGGCUGGACUUUCCCAGCCUGUUCAGACACAUAGUAUGCUAAGUCCAGGAUCAGAAAGCAGCUAGCAAUGUGACCCCUUUUGAAUGUUUCAGCUGAUGCUUCCAAUGGUUCCUCUUACAGCCCAGCUCUGUUCUCUAUCUCUUUGGUUGUGAGGUGGGAACAGAGCUGUUACCCAGCUCACAGGCUCAGCUAACGUUCGAGUUUGCCAGCUCCUUAGCAGAAAAUACACUUAGGUCUCAUUGUACCUUGACUGGGAAGAGCUGGGAGCCUCUGGCUAUCUCAGACUUUUCAUCACAGCAGAGGGUCUGGGUGCAAGGCAGGCUGGCACCUUUACCCUUUAAAGGUGAGGCUGGUAUUUAUGUGAUCAUUCUGAUGUUGAAUUUAAGUUGUUAUUCUGUUGAAACUUUCCUUAUUGGCAACUGGGAGUUUGAGAAUUUGUGUAAAAACAGAAGAUGUAUUUUUAACAGUUGCCAACCCUGGCUGGUCCCAGUGUUAGUUUAUUAGUGGUUGAUUUGUGAUUUUUGUGAUUAUUGAAUUCUAAAACUCCAAGAUGAAAAUCAUUUUAUCUCUUGCUCUUUAAGGAGAAAAUCAUGAACAUAAAGGAAGUAUCUUUUCAGUUUCUUCAGGCCCUAGAACUACAGCAGAGAAUUUGAUGGGUGCAGCCUAGACCUAAGCACCUGCACCUUUGGGUCUUUGGCCAGUUUCUGAAUGCAACAGUUGACUUUUGGGAUUAUAUAAGGUCAAACCACACAAGAUCAUAAAUAAAAGCCUGGACCUUUAUAGCACCUCAGUUUCCAAAGUCAAAAUACCUGGGGAUCUUUUAAGGUCCUAAUGCUAACUAUGGCUUAAAAAUGUUUUUAGUGAAAUACUAAACAUUUUUCAAAUUGUAUGUUGCUACAAUGUCAAAGUUUUGUCUUAAUUUUGGAGAGCCUGGGAAGUAAGGUCAUUUAGAUACUCUGGAAAUUACAUGUCAGAGGAAAGUCGUUUGAAGUAGCCAAAGGAAACAGCCUGAUUGAAUCUUCCUACAUUAGUGCUGCUGCAAACACCUGUAGAAACAUUAGGAGCCCAGGAAUCUACCUACUGUGAUUGGGAGAGGCAAAUGUUUGUUGAUAGGGGUCCCAGCAACACAGGUAAAUAAUGUGUCUUGGUUUAGGUGAUGUUGAGGAAUGGGAACGGGCAGAAGAGACCUGACAUUUGACUAAGAUUUGGAGAUAUCCAUCUUCUGGGGAAGAUUGUAUAUCCCCCAGCACCUUCCUUAGGGAUUAUGCAAACCUCAUCAGUUUGGGAGGUGAGUCAGGAGAACAGGGGGUUGACCCAGAUCUGAUAUGCAUCCAGAACCUUCAUCUCCUCCUUCAUCUGCUCACGGUUCCCAAGCAAAUCAUUGCUCCCUCAUUGCUCAUCAGGAUCCUUAGCUGCUCUGGUCCCCCUGCCCUGUGUAGUGCACAGAGCGCUUUUUGCAGCCACUGCUCCCCUGCUGUGCGAAAGUCAUCCACAGGCUUGGUUAGUCACAACUUUGAAAGGUAUUUUUUCCCUUUGUUUUUAAUGUUCUGUCUUUAUUUGUCCCAUCUGGCAGCUGUAAUUGGUGACAAGGGACAGGGCAGUAGGAGGCUGACCAAAGGCAACAUUUGUUUUUUGCUUGCUACGUGACCUUCUGCCCACUCUGCUACUCCUGUCCCCAGUCUAGUUUUUAUAGGAGUCACAGGAAUAGGACAGCUGAGUGCACCGAUCUCCACUGGGCUUCAGCGAAGACUCUCCCCCAGAGGAGAAGAGAAAUUUGAAAAGGGACAGGUGCACCACCUUUAUUUCAAAAGAAAAGGCCCCCUUAGAUUUUGAUGUUGCUAGGAGUCUCCUUUUUGAGACUACCUCCUGACUGGCUACCUUUUUACUUUAAAAUAAUGAAGAAACAUUCUAGGCAAUUUACUAUAAAAUAGUACAUUUUCACUCUAGCUCAACACUACGUGAUAAUCCUGACCUGUUGAUUGAACCUCAGGAAUGUUUAGCGCUUGAUGGGUGGUUUGGGAGGCAGGGUCUUUUUAACUUUUA